CUUUUGGUCCCACCUUUGCCUUCAUGGCGAGGGAUAAAACCGGAGAACGACACAACGAUCUGCUUUCGAAGUUGGACCGGAGUGUUCCAGAUGUGCUGCACUCGAGAAUCAUUCCGAUAGUGCAGCCGGCUAUUGACUGCUUGCUCAUGAAGACCGACGUCCUCCUCGCGAGCCCCGAUGAAGAAGGACUAGUCUGCCUCUGGGACAGCGGUUGGCGUAGUAGGUCAUUAUCCGGAGAGGAUCGGGGGCGAGGUGGCUGGUCAUUGGGGAGGGAUUUCUCUCCGGCAAUAGUGGAGUUUUGCCAAUUAUGGCUAGUCAAUCACUAAUCACUGUUUCGUGUAGCCUGUCCUGAGUGGAAUUCAAUGGCAGAGGUCUUCCAUUCCCUUGUGUGAAGAUUUCGGAAGGGAGGAAACCUCCAGGGGGCAAACUGCAUCAAGAAGCCUUCACUCAACCACUUUCGAUAACUAGUGAUUGACUGGCGUUAAGUUUCGCUUACGUUCCCGCUCUGGAUCGGAUUUUGUCAAGGAAGGGCCCCGGUGGACGAGAAGCAUGGAGGUCGCAGGAAGUGGAUGGCGACAGGGUGUCGAAUUACGUUAAUAAAGAUAGCGUGCUGGUGAAGUACUCGAUCGAUGUUCGCGGGCAUUCCGAGAUUGGCGGCGACAGGCUCAAAAUAUUGCAUAUCGAAUGGAGCGCGAAGUACCCGCUCCGUAGGAAGAAGAGUGCUUCUUCUCACCUUGAUCUCGGGCGGAAGGGUCCUGCAGACGAUGGAUCGGCUCUUCAAUUUGAAACUAUGAACAAACCGGCGCAUAAGGACGACGGCGAGGCGAUGGAAAUCUUCGGGUUUGAGUUGUUCGUGACGAGAGAUCCAGAGGACGAUCCGGAGAUUGUGAGAUACGCGCUUUUGGUGUAUGCACCGGAGGAUGAAUCUCAGACCAAGCUGCUGGAUUCGCUUCUCCCGAAUCAAUGGAACCGGGCUAAGAAAGUUUUAGUCGCCACGCGUGAGGGUGCCUUCAAGAUGAACCCCGUGGAUUGCUCUCAUGUGCCCAACGAGCGGGACGAAGGACUUACCAGAGCACCAUGAGGGUCUACGAAUCAGCGAUCCACUAAGAAACACUACGCAACCAUAAGCCAGAAAUGCUCAGUUGGCGAGCGUGCGUAAUCUGUUUACUCUUACCCUAGACCUAGAGCAAGUCGUGGAG
Amoebophrya sp. A25 is the source of this 1199-nucleotide messenger RNA. NCBI's taxonomy places the organism in Eukaryota, Dinophyceae, Syndiniales, Amoebophryaceae. The record is from the annotation of a GenBank genome assembly.